AUGAGCAAAAGUAAAAUUGGUAUAGUUUUUGAAUGGAUUAGCAGCAUCAAUCCAAAUUGUAAGGCAAUAAUAAAUGGCACAACAAUAACUGGAAGAUCAAGAAAUUUCAUACAUAAAAGAAAUAGAACAUACUGCGCCUUUUUAGGAAUCCCAUAUGCACAGCCUCCUACAGGAAAUUUAAGUUUUGAACCACCACACAGAAUUGAUAUUAAUAAAACUUCAGCAAAUAAUGAAACCUUCACAGCUAAUGAAUUAAAAGAUAUGUGUAUUCAAAGAGAAGGCACAAAAAUAGUAGGCAGUGAGGACUGCUUGUAUUUGAAUAUUUAUACACCAAUGUUAAAUGGUAGUAAUACUGACAAAAAUAAAACAUAUCCAGUAAUGUUUUGGAUCCACGGCGGUUCAUUUAAUACUGGAUCUGGAACUUAUAAUUUAUAUGGUCCUGAUUAUCUCGUACACGAGGAUGUAAUAUUAGUCACAAUUAAUUAUAGAUUGGGUGUAUUUGGAUUUUUAUCAGCACCAGAAUGGGAAAUCUAUGGAAACAUGGGUUUAAAAGACCAAUUGCUGGCACUUCGAUGGGUAAAUGAAAAUAUCGAAGCUUUUAAGGGAAACAAAAGUAGUAUUACGUUAUUUGGUGAAUCUGCUGGUGCAGCAAGUGUUCAUUAUUUGAUGAUGAGUAAUUUAACUGAAGGAUUGUAUCAUAGGGCUAUUUCACAAAGUGGAAGUGCCCUUAACCCGUGGGCUAUUCAAUACGUGCCAGAACAAAGAUUUGACAAAUUAAAAACCAGUUUAAGCAUUAGUAAUGUGACAGAACUUCGUAACAAAACCGCAAAAUUAAUUAUUGAAACAGUUCUAAAAAACGUAACUACACCUGAAGACCACAAAUAUGCCACCGAUCCUGUUUUCAAUCCUGUAGUUGAACAUAAAAAUUCAACAAACCCUAUAAUAACUAAACAUUUAUUAAGUCGCAUGUACAAAGGUGAAUUUCCCGAUGUAAACAUAAUAUAUGGAUUCAAUGAUGCAGAAGGACUUUUGGCAAUGAAUAGAGUGAAUGAUUCAAAUAAUGAGGUAAACUAUACAUUGCAUGAUGUACGCCGAGUGAUACCCUUACUUUUUUAUAAUAAUAAAACCAUGGAUGAAUCAGUUAAUAAAACAAUAAAAGAUUUGCAUGAUUAUUACUACUGGAUUCAUGCGUUUGAACAAAAAUACGAAGCCUACAUUCAACUUAUGGGUGAUGCCUGGUUUCUUCAUGGAAUUCAUGGCACAUUAAAGGCUAUUCAUAAAAAUAGUAACAGAACUUCAAAAACUUACUUCUAUAGACUUUCCAAUGAUAGCUAUAGCAUAUAUAAGCAAUAUGUGUUUACUGAUAGAGAUAAACAAAAACUUCCUGGUGUAUGCCAUACUGAUGAUCUUGGAUACUUAUUUGCGAUGUCGAAAGAAGUGCAUAUUUGGAUAUUUGGCUUGACUAUGAGAGUGUACGCAACAAUUCCAGACAAAGCAAAAGAAACGCAUGAAAAGAUCGUUACUUUAUGGACAAAUUUUGCAAAAACUGGGAAUCCGCUUAAAGCUACAUUAAAUACUACUAAUGAACCCAAAACCUAUGGAAAUGUGACAACUAUAAAGUGGGAACCAUACAAUAUUACAACGAAGAGAUAUCUGGACAUAAAUGAUACAUUUGAAAUGUCAGUAUUUCAUGAAAUGGACCGCAUGCGAUAUUGGGAUUCGGUAUACAAGGCAUAUAGAGAACAAAAGAAAACUAAGAAAGUAAAGAAAGUAAAAAAUAAAGAUGAAGAAGAACACCAUGAAAAAGAAGAAGAAGUAGAAGAAAGAGUAGAAGAAGAAGAAGAAGAAUGA
Ctenocephalides felis (cat flea) is the source of this 1851-nucleotide messenger RNA. Its product is annotated as cholinesterase 1-like. Bases 1 to 1851 code for a protein of 616 amino acids. NCBI's taxonomy places the organism in Eukaryota, Metazoa, Arthropoda, Insecta, Siphonaptera, Pulicidae. The transcript has 7 exons. The record is from RefSeq and is a predicted model, not a curated record.